Molecule: messenger RNA, 1315 nt
Organism: Bufo bufo (common toad)
Lineage: Eukaryota; Metazoa; Chordata; Amphibia; Anura; Bufonidae
Gene: GPANK1
Product: G-patch domain and ankyrin repeats 1
Exons: 3
Coding region: 103-1152 (349 amino acids)
Molecular function (GO): nucleic acid binding; protein binding
Source: RefSeq, a predicted model, not a curated record
CGCCCUUCACACAUAUAAAGAACGCGAGCACCCCCAUCACACCUCUGUCUGACGGACAGUGCCGCCAUUUUGUGGUUCGAAGCAGCGCUUUUCUGAUGCAAGAUGAAUUUCCCGCGGCUUAUCUCAUUCACCAAAGCUCGUGAGAAAUCAGACUUGUGGGAAAAUGGAGAACAGAGAAAUAAGAAUUCAUCCCGGAGAAGUGAGCCGACCAUUUCUGGUGAGGAGGCAAAAGCCUUCUAUGAGGGUCUUCUUUCAAAUGAAGGGGGGCAGUCGUCUUCAAAAAAACCUUCUCGAAAACGGAGGCGGGUCACCUCUUCACAUGUGGGAACACAAGGACAGUCCCAGCCCAGAGCAGCCAUGACCCCAUCGGGUGCCACAGACCAUCGGAACGGCCACCAGCUGCUAAAAUGUUCACAACUGGGAGACCUGAAAGGUGUGAAGCGUCUACUGGAGAAGGAGAACUGCGACCUCAAUUUUCAGGAUGGUUAUUACUGGACGGCUCUGAUGUGCGCCGCAUACGCAGGGCAAAAGCACGUAGUGACUUAUUUACUGAAGAGGGGUGCAGCCUGGGUUGGGGUAUGUGAAACCACAGGCAAGGACGCAUUGACCUUAGCAGAAGAGGCUGGACAUCAGGAUGUUGUCCAGAUCCUACAGGAUUCCUUGAGAGGUCAUCCUCAAGACUUAACACCAAGAGCACAUCCACCGGAAAGAAAAUACUGUAACGUCUGCAAGACUGAUUACCAAGAAGACAGCAUCGAAACCCAUGAACGAUCCACCGUGCACCUCUUUAACACCAAAAAGAAAUAUCCUCCCACCUACUACGUCAUCCCACAACAUAACAUCGGCUAUAAGAUGAUGCUGAAGGAAGGCUGGGACUCUGAGGUGGGGCUGGGGCCCAACGGCACAGGCAGGAAGUUCCCUGUUCAGACAGUUCUCAAGAGAGACCAGAAGGGUCUUGGUUUCCAAAGCAAUGAGAAGCCAAAAGUCACUCAUUUUGCUGCUCACGACACUUUGGCAGUAGCCAGGCCGGGUAUAACGCGCAAGAGAACUGAACGAGUGACUACUGUCGGCAGGAAAGAAGAGAGAAGGAGGGAGGCAAAGGCUAAGACCUGGGAGCGAGAUUUGAGGACUUAUAUGAAUAUAGAUCUGUAGGAGCUGCGCACUUUCAUGUCUGCCCCCGAGCCAUGACUUUGUUAAUAAACCAGACUUUUUAAAGGGAUUCUGUCAUCAGAAAUUACUCCUAUAACCUAAACAUAUGGCAAUGUCCCUAGUAAUUCAGUGAAUCCUAGAGUGACUUUAUCAAAUGAUCCUGUGG